Messenger RNA from Spodoptera littoralis (African cotton leafworm), 2029 nucleotides. Lineage: Eukaryota; Metazoa; Arthropoda; Insecta; Lepidoptera; Noctuidae. The record is from the annotation of a GenBank genome assembly.
CGUGCCCCCACACGCGCGCCGCGUCUAACGUUACUGCGCCACCGUAUAGCUCGGUUGUUCUACGAUCGCGAUACCACGCGCUACAUAAAUUGUGAAAGUGUUGCUUAUAAAACGUGAUUUCUCGAGUGAGAGUAUAUUGCCGCGCCUAAGAACCAAGAAGACGUGACGCCCUCGCAACGUAAUAUCAGUGGAAGGGGAAUUGUCUCGUGUAUUUGAGCUUGGAGAGGGGUUCAAUGGAAGCGAGGUUCGUGACCUGCCGGAGUUUCCAGCAGAUCAAGCCGCCUGAGAAGAGCCUCGCGCCGUCCCCACCGACGGUGAAGGGGCUCCUGUCUCGAUUCGGGAGUCAGGCACAGGCUUUGUUCGCGCCCAAGAAACCCCGCUUUGGAUCGUCAGUCGCCAUACAUAAGCUCCGUGAGACCAAGUGGUUCAAGCAUGACGAACAAAAUAUAUUGUGCGCCGUCUGCGAAACAGGAUUCAUCCUCGAAGUGCGAGCCGAGGACCCACUGCCCCCGGACUCGGUACUGUCGCCAGACUAUCACAUGUAUGCAGUCGCCAUGUGGAAGAAGGGUAAAGAAAAAACAAAGAACCCGGAACAGAUAGAAGUGUACACAGUUCAACAGAAAGGUGUGAGAAAACGUGUCGUGAAGACCACACUCGGUGCCUUUUGGAAGAAGGACUCCGUGAUACGCAUCAACAAUGUGGACGAUAAACAGGAGACGCCGAACAACGAGAAAGAUAUCAGAGCAAAGCUGGAUAUGGCAACUAAAUCAAGGUUCGAGAGGAAUUGGCACAAUACCCUGCACUUCGUCCACUGGUGCAGAUACGGAGAAACUCCGCAGGAGGCUCGCAUGAGACAGAUAAGCGAGUCGUUCAAGUGGGGUAACGUCGGCAUGAAUAUGGGUGUGAUGCUCGUCAGUCAGAACUACGCUAGAGAGAAGGCUAAGUCCGUCUGAGUGUCAUCCACCAGCGGCACCCACUCCGCUGGUAAAUACUCCUGCUACGCCUGCUUCUGGCCAUCACCCAAGAAAAUCGACCACGUCUAAAAUGUUCCGGAACUUUUAUCUUACGUUCCCAGUUUCAACAUGAAACGUCAUGCGUUACUAUCGGUUUACGUUUGAAUUUGGAAUUGCAUUUCUGAUUUAAAUGUAGAAUUUAGAAUCCGAUUUGAAUAGAUCCUCAAUUCGGAUACACAUCCGCGUUGAAGUCACUUUCACUUCGGAACUUCGUGAUGAGAUCGGAUAUUUUUUUAACGGAUUUAUAUAUUUGAAUGUUCCUUUCUUAUGAAUUUCAUUAAGUGUACUCUUUUUGUUUCGUUGUCUUUCCUGCCAGUAUUUACUUUGACAACUUAGCUAGUAAUACUGUCUCUCUUUGGAACGUACUAAAUUCUAGGGGCAUCUUUCACAAAUUUUAAUACAUUUGGACCAAAUUCAACACACUUUAGACCCUGUUAUAGUUUAAAAAGUUUAAAAGUAGAUAGCUUAUUAGAUAGCGAAUGUAGUCUUCGAAAAAAAUCUAGCUAUAAACCGCCUAUACGUAUGUUAAAGAGGAAAUUGUGAAAGUAGCCCUCUCUAGCUUUAAUUCGGUCAUAAAAAUAUAUGAAGAAAACAUUCCUGUUGUUAAAACAAAAAGACGCCCCUCGGCUCGUAUGCUAAAUAUAAUAAAUAACUAUAAUGCUAAUAUUAAAGCUAUUUAAUAUUUAAUCUUUAUCUAUUUGAGAGUGGUAACCCUAGUCUUAUGAGUAUUUGUAUCACUCCUUCUGAUUUAAUAAGACUGUUUUAUUUUUUCCAAUUUGGAAUACGAUUUUUCGUUCGAAAUCGCUCAAUGUGAAUUGAAUUAGUCAAAAGAAAGUAUUGUUAUGUUGGCCAACCCUGUCGUUGGGUUGGCACUCUUGAAAGUAUUUUUAAUCUGUGUAGUUUAUGCGCGGUAAUAAUGUAAUGUUGAUUGUGACAGAUUGACUGUUGUGAGAGUUGUACUCGUGUAUGUUUAAACGUUCUAUUUAUAAUGAAGCAUUUUUAUGAAUAAAUGAUUA